Cordyceps fumosorosea ARSEF 2679 is the source of this 186-nucleotide messenger RNA. RefSeq lists its product as hypothetical. Bases 1 to 186 code for a protein of 61 amino acids. The transcript has 2 exons. Lineage: Eukaryota; Fungi; Ascomycota; Sordariomycetes; Hypocreales; Cordycipitaceae. The record is from RefSeq and is a predicted model, not a curated record.
AUGAGCCUCGCCGUGCGCGAGCUCCUGGCCGGCCGGUAUUGCCCCAGCCAGAACCGUGCCUUGCAGCUCGCUCGCGACAAGGCCAACGAGAGCUGCCUCAUGGAGGAGCUGGGGCUGCACUUGGCGGCCUACGCGACGGCCAUGGCCGACGCGCUCGCCUUCCUGCACUGGAACGGCCAAGGUUGA